AUGUAUCAGUUGGAUUCUAAUACCCGGCGGGAGGCUCAAGGUAUUCGAGUAUGCGCUGGAAUUGUGUUGCUGUUGAUUACAAUGUUGCUGACUAGGUUGCAGGAUGAGGCAAUGAUGCCAAGUGCGCCUCUAAAGAAGAACACUGAUAUCAGCAGAUGGGCGCAUACUGUAGUGACGUGCAAAUCGUCUAAUUCCCGGGUUGUCUUCUUCAGUCUGUGGCCUGAUACCGUUGUAUCCUGGCAUCAGACGAUAAAGAUGGACGAGAAGAAUGUCCAAGAUGAGUUUGAUGUUAAUGGUUACGAGUCGCUCGAUGGCAGACCAUUCGCCUAUUCACAGCAAUAUGCUAAAAAUGAUACGCAGCCUAUUCAUGACAUUAUGGUUAGUCGGGUGAACGGUAAGAUAGUACCUCUUACAACAAAAUCCGCUAACUGCGCAACAGGAAUGUGUUAUGUUGCUUUGAUACAGACCAAUGGUCUUGCUUGCUCGAAACGUAAUUUCUUGCAAAGUCUAGACCAAAACGCGUGCUCCAGUAUUUCUGGCGAUUGCUACACUCUGCAUACAUACGACGACCUGUUGGAGGUUGCUUCAGAUGGAAAGGGUCUAGGUAGCAACGGGCAUGAACUGACAAGCAUAUGUGGCGAUGCGCAGUUGACAACCUUGGCAUAUGAUCAAAAUGAUAAUAGCAUCUGGUUUUCAAGUGGUCGAGGAUCUAGCUGGUAUGUAAAUCACUUUAGCUUAGAUACUGGAACCAGCAGCACUGCCGCUGUGCCGAGCGUCAAUGAAGAGGCGAUAUUGAAAGUCAGCUACGUAAGUACCAUAAACACGAGGCUAGGUGCCGCUGGCAAUGCGAGGGUAACCGAUGUACCUAACAUCGCCGGCGAGCCUCAGAAGGGCGACCAGGAGCAGGCCAUAGCUAGCGCUCCUUUUCUCAUAUACGUUGCUCAAGACUAUAUCGUGCUGUUUCGAAACGCCAAGGAUGUUGGUGUCAUACUCCAUAUAUUCAAUAAGACGGGAAUGAAGCUAACGAAAUCCAUCCAAUUUGAUCAUAUGGACAGUGCAUGGAUCAUAGACGCGGCUGACAGCCAGGCAUCCAACUACCUACUAUUAAUGGGUAAGAUUUUAACAACAUGGGCAAGCUUUUUCUUGCAGGCUCUGGGCCACCUUAUUCAUGGCAAACGGAAGCAAUAG
This is a messenger RNA of Gregarina niphandrodes, 1188 nucleotides long. Its product is annotated as putative transmembrane protein. Bases 1 to 1188 code for a protein of 395 amino acids. Lineage: Eukaryota; Apicomplexa; Conoidasida; Eugregarinorida; Gregarinidae. The transcript has a single exon. The record is from RefSeq and is a predicted model, not a curated record.